GAUUACAGCAUGGGAAGACUGACCAGGAAGAAGGCUGUGGAUCCCAGGAAGAAGCCUUUCUUUGUUCUUGCUGCUGUCUUGCUGCUCAGCUCAGCAUGUGCAGGGCAAGAGGCCUAUGUCCCAGGGCAGCCCUGCUCUGACUUUCAGACUGCAAGCUUCUUACAGGGCACGAAACUUAAGGUCCAGUUUCUUCUGUUCACCUCCUCAAACCCCAGCUGUGGGCAGCUGAUAUCACUUGGCGAUGACAUCAAGAACUCCAACUUCAAUACCAGCCUGGACACCAAGAUAAUAAUCCAUGGCUUCAGAGCACUGGGCACAAAGCCCUCCUGGAUCAAUGGACUCAUGGGUGCAUUAUUCCGAGCUGCCAAGGUGAAUGUGGUCGCAGUUGACUGGGUUUAUGGAGCUACAAGAACCUACCCUGGUGCUGUGGAAAAUGUCAUGGAGCUGAGCAUAGAGAUCUCUCGUUUCAUCAGCAAGUUGCUGGCACUCGGAGUGUCAGGGACAUCUAUCCACCUCAUUGGGGUGAGCCUUGGAGCACAUGUUGCAGGUCUGGUGGGGCAGUUCCAUGAAGGCCAGCUGGGAAGGAUUACAGGGCUGGAUCCUGCGGGGCCCAAGUACACAAAAGCCAGCCGUGAGGAGCGCCUGGAUCCUGGAGAUGCUCUCUUUGUGGAAGCCAUUCACACCGAUACAGACAAUUUUGGUAUCCGGAUUCCUGUAGGCCAUAUUGAUUACUUCAUCAAUGGAGGCAAAGACCAGCCUGGAUGCCCCCGGUUCAUCUCAUUAGGGUAUAACUAUCUGAUCUGUGAUCACAUGAGGGCAGUACAUCUCUAUGUCAGUGCCCUGGAGAAUUCCUGUCCUAUGAUGGCGUUUCCAUGCUCAAGUCAUGAAAAUUUCCUUGCUGGCCACUGCCUGGACUGUUGCAAUCCUUUCCUGCUCUCCUGUCCCAGAAUAGGGCUGUUGGAGCGCGGUGGAGUCAGCGUGGCAAAGCUGCCCGAGGAAGUGAAAGUUUACUUGGUGACUGCCUCCUCAGCCCCGUACUGCAUGUACCACAGCCUGGUGGAGUUUCACUUGCAGCAGAAGAGAAGCUUGGUCACCAACCUUGAGAUCACCUUCCGCAGCAGCAACUCUACAGCCAGCAUGAAGAUCACCAUACCUAAGCAGCAGCAGCUGGGCAAAGGGGUGCUGGCUCACCCAGUCCCACUGUGCCAGAUAAAUGCGGUAACGCUGAAGUAUCUCCCCAAGUCACAAAUCUGGAAGAAGGACAAGGCCGUCAUCGUUGGCAACUUCUGUACAACCGCACUGCCUGUCAGUAAUCGUGAGAAGAUGUUUUGCCUGUCUCAGUAUGUGUCCCUGACAGCGAGCAGGCCCUUUGAACAUGACCUGGCAGUGGCCUGUGCAUAGGAGAGUCCCCUGGAGCAUGUAGCAUGCACAGGCACAGUGCUGGGCUCCAAAAUUUAUUUCCUCCCUCUGGACGAUACUUCCUCCAAAAAGGACAGAACCAGUUGGAUUUUUCAUCCACCCACCUUGAGGAUAGAAUGAAUAACAGUUCUGGGAAGAGAAGUGCACUGCCGAAAGGAAAGACUAUGGUCAAGUGGUCAGAGUGGCAGAUUGGCAGUUAGGAUUCAUGGGCUCUAUUCCCAGCUCUACAAAUGCACCACUGUGAGACCUUGGACAAAUCGCUUAAUCUUGGCUUCUCCCUUUGUCAAAAGGGCUGAUAAUAAUCAUCUUUCAAGAGGAUUGUGAGUGUCAGUUAAUUCCUUAAUGUUUCUAAAGUGCUUUGAGAUCUUCACAAUAAAUGCCCCAGACAUGCAAAUAUUAUUGCUAUUAGUGAACAUGCAGCUGUGUGGCUUUGGUUUUGUAGGGGAAGGGGUCAUUCCCCUAGCAACACACACACACAGACGUAAAAAUAACUAGCCUGGGCCAAGGAUGCCUACAGAGUCUGAGGCCCUCUUGAUUUCAUAUGAGUGGUCCUGCAGUGUAAUCAGCAUUGAUAUGUUUUCUCUUAUCAUGAAAGACUCCAGCUGCUUUUCUGGCUAUCUGAUUGUCAUUUUGUGAUGGGUCUCUUUGGCAAAGUUGAUGUGUCCUGUUCUUGGAUACUCAGAUUUAUCAGAGCCAGGAAUGUUCAAAUAUUAAAACAGACCAUUUAUUAGUAAGAAAAAAACCACACCAAAACCACUCUGAAAAAUAAGGCUCAGCCCUAAUUCAGGAACCCAUCUACAUUUAGAUGCUCAAUAGCCCUGGCAGUUGGAGAUCAAGAGAUACAGCCAGAGGAGUCAGUGACGAGCUCUGCUCCGAGGGCUGGACAAUCUUUCUGUAACUUCUUCUGCAAGAGCUUUGCAUCUAGCCUUGAGAGAGUGGCCCUGCGCCUGGACACUCAGGCCUUUCCUGGCAGUAGUCUCUCAGCCAGAGCUCAUCAGUCUCUUUUAGGGCCAGUCCCUUUCCUCAGGGGUUUCCCAAUCAAACAUGUUUUAAUAAAUACCUAAGAACAUCAGGGUUCUAACCCCUGAAUUGGCCACCUCACCAGACAGACAGACUUGAGGUGGAGAAGCCCUUUCCUUGCAUGAAAGAAAAAGAACACAGAUGUCGAGAGAACAGCUGGCCAGCAGAAGCAAGCUGGGACAAGAGCAAAGGAGAGGCCUUCAUCUGGAGCCAGGAGGCUUCCCCACCAUGACAAGAUUCAGAACCCUACAGAUGGGUAAUUGGAUUGAGGAGAGAAGGGAGUGAAGAAAGAACCCUACAAAACUUGGGUCCUGCGCUCAUCCCUUGGGACAGCACUUGCCCAUCCAGUUUAUAGGAGUCUAUCCCUAUCGGGCAUGUUUUCUAAUCCUUUAAUCAUUCGUGUGGCUCUUCCCUCUCCAGUUUAUCAACAUCCUUCUUGAAUUGUGGACAGCGGAACAGGACACAGUAUUCCAGCAGCAGUCUCACCAGAGCCAAAUACAGAGAUAAAAUAAUCUCUCUACUCCUACUCGAGAUUCCUCUGUUUAUGCCUCCCAGGAUUGCAUUAGCUCCUUUGGCCACAGUGUUGCAUUGGGAACUCAUAUUCAGCAUAUUAUCCACCACGACCCCCAAAUCUUUUUCAGAGUUUCUGCUUCCCAGGAUGGAACCCUCCCAUCCUGUAAAUAUGGCUACAUUUCUUUCUUAGAUGGCUACAUUUACAUUUAGCCGUAUUAAAAUGCAUAUUGUUUGCAUGCACCCAGUUUACCAAGCAAUCCCGAUUGCUCUGUAUCAGUGAACUGUCCUCUUCAUUAUUUACCACCCUCCAAUUUUUGUGUCAGCUGCAAACUUUAUAAGUGAUGAUUUUAUGUAAGAAUCAUGGGGGGGCACACCCUGGUGGGAAGUUCACAAGGGAGAGUGCACCUACCCCUCUGCUGGCUUCUCUGGGGGACUCAGCAGAGCCCCAGUCCUUUGAGGGCUUGAUUUUUCUUCUAGCUUGGUGUGGUGGCAGGGGGUGCAGGGAGCCGCUCCCUUCCUGCCAUGCAUGCGUUCUGGGCUUCAUGUAUCAGUGCUUGUGACAGCAGUCAUAGGCACCAACUCCGUGUGUGCUCAGGGGCUCAGGCACUCACAGAAAAAAAUAGGGGGUGCUCAGCACAUACCAGCCACAGCUGUUCGACAGGACCACCAAUCAGCUGUUGGCAGCUGGCAGGAGGCACUUGGGGAGGGUGGAGAGCAGUGAGUGGCAGGCAGGCGGGCUGGGGGACCUCAGGGUAGGGGGCGGAGCAGAGGCGGGAAGAGGCAGACCAAGGCCAGGGCCUCCGGGGAAGGGGCAGAGUGGGGGCAGAGCCUCAGGACAGAGUGGGAGUGGAGCACUCACCGGGAAAAAUAAAAGUCAGCACUGGUGACAGCAGUUGUCUUUUGCGUGGAUACCUCAGAGUAGCAAUAUGUAUUAACAGCUACCUCAGGUCUACCCGACAGCUCAGGGGGUGGUGGUUACCUUGCUGUGUUGUUUAAUGGCACUGAAUAGACUUCUACUUCUUUGCUAAGGGGAAGCCAACAGCUCUGCACUGGAGGAUGACUGGAUUAGAGAGAAGCAGACGCAGUGAAUAGCUAGAGAGACGUCUGUCUGGGGCAACAAAGCAGCAGGGUGUGACAGAGGAUGCUGGAAUCUGAUUCUCCUGUGGCAGAGUAACAAAGAGGAGGCAGUUUGUGCUGCGGGGGCUGGCACAGACCCGGUACUGGCUACUUGCGUCUGUGCUUCAAUGACACUUAUAGAGCUUUGCAAGAGCAUGUCCUAGCCAUGGCCCCGGCCCACACCAGAACACCUCUUGCACAUGGGGCUGCUGUGGGAACAGCAUGGAGCUGGUGGAACCACCUCUGUACCUGGGCAUAGGGGGCCUUAUGCCUGCCAUGUGGCCCCUUGGCACCAAACUAAAGGAAGUAAAAAGGCCAGAAGGGGCCCCUAGUGACUAUUAUCACACCAUGCAAGCCCCCAAGGAUGAAACCACUGGGUGAGCUUGCAGUAGAAAUAUUGUCACUGCUAUAUUUGUGAGUUGCCUUCCAUCUCCAUAUUGUUUUUAACUAAAAUAUUGCAUCUUCCCUGCUUCCUUAUCCUGAUCUCCCAAAUCCUUUUGUGAGAGCUGAGACCUGACUGUUCCUUCACUUCAUUUUCAUCUCAGUGGAGACACCCAGAGUCCACAAAAAUCCAGUUCAGCUUCUUCUCCUUCCAAAGAGAUGUACCCAUAAUCCUUCCAGAGGGACACAGAAAUCCAGGUUAAGUCCUUCCCUUUACCAGGGCUAGACCCAGAAUCCAUCUCAAGAGAGCACAGAAAUUCAAUCCUGGUUCUUCUCAUCCUCCUUAUUCCAAGUGGAUUGACCAAAAGACCCGGGGAAUCUCUUCCCAACAUCAGAAACUGG
Molecule: messenger RNA, 4851 nt
Organism: Gopherus flavomarginatus (Mexican gopher tortoise)
Lineage: Eukaryota; Metazoa; Chordata; Testudines; Testudinidae
Gene: PLA1A
Product: phospholipase A1 member A
Exons: 11
Coding region: 10-1401 (463 amino acids)
Biological process (GO): lipid metabolic process
Molecular function (GO): carboxylic ester hydrolase activity; lipase activity
Source: RefSeq, a predicted model, not a curated record